Molecule: messenger RNA, 3114 nt
Organism: Caenorhabditis remanei
Lineage: Eukaryota; Metazoa; Nematoda; Chromadorea; Rhabditida; Rhabditidae
Exons: 13
Coding region: 1-3114 (1037 amino acids)
Biological process (GO): cell volume homeostasis; potassium ion homeostasis; potassium ion import across plasma membrane
Cellular component (GO): membrane
Molecular function (GO): potassium:chloride symporter activity
Source: RefSeq, a predicted model, not a curated record
AUGGGAAAAGGCGGAGGGCGAAUGGAGACGGUCGGAGAGGAUGGUAUCCCGGCGGAUUAUAAAGGAAAUCGUAAAUUCACGACAAGUCUCGGUCACCUAGCAUUGUACAAAGAAGAUGAGGGGAUCGGGACACAAGCCUCUUUCAUUUCGGGUUACACAACACCUGGACCCAAAGAAAGAGCCACUUCUGAGCAUGUCAAGGCCAAUCUAGGUGUAAUGCUCGGUGUAUACUUACCCACCAUUCAGCAUAUUCUCGGUGUCACUAUGUUUAUCCGUCUUUUCUGGGUUGUUGGAAUGGCCGGUGUCGCUUGGACAAUGGCUCUUCUUGCCAUUUGCUGCUUAUCUACUCUUUUGACCUCAAUCUCAUUAUCCGCAGUUGCCACAAACGGAGUCGUCGAAUCUGGAGGAGCGUACUUUAUCAUCAGUCGAAAUCUUGGUGCCGAGUUCGGAUCUGCUGUUGGUAUCCUGUUUUAUCUUGCUAACACAGUUGCUGCUUCCAUGUACAUUGUUGGUGGAGUUGAAGUUAUUCUGAUGUACUUGUGGCCGGAAAUGGCAAUUGGAGGAGCUGACGCACUUCAUGAUACUGAAAUGUUUGGAAGUCUUUACAACAAUCUUCGUCUUUACGGAACCAUAUUUCUUCUUUUCCAAGCAUUGAUUGUUGCAAUGGGAGUGAAAUUCGUACAACUUUUGGCUCCAGUCUCUCUGAUGUGUGUUGUUCUGGCAGUCAUGGCUUGUAUUGGAGGUGGAAUUGAGAAGCAAAUUACAAUGGAAGGAAUGAAGGUUUGUGCAAUUGAUAAUCAUCUGCUUCAAUCUUCGAUCAUCACUCAUCCGACUCACAAGAAUCAGACAAGUUGGUUCAAUGAAACUGUUGAUUUUUGCAAUCUGUGCGAUAAAUCUCUUUAUCUGGAAAGUGUGUUUUGUGCGAAUGUGAACAAUGACGAAGCAUCUGCAGAAGACGAUGUAUUCUGUACCCAUUACACUUCGAAGAAGAUGACUUGUCAGAUGGCAUUCCCUGGUUUCAACAUGAAGACAUUGAAUGAUAAUAUGUGGCCCGAGUAUAUGGAGAAAACAGAAGUCGUUCCAGGAGUGAGAGGAAAAGAAACUGCUGAAGUUGUACAAGAUGAAUCGUCCACCUUUUUCAUGCUUAUGGCAAUUUACUUCCCUGCUGUAACUGGAAUUUUCACAGGAACAAAUAUGAGUGGAGAUCUUGCGGACCCGCAAAGAAGUAUCCCAGUUGGAACAAUUGCUGCAACUUUGACAACUUCUGCAAUCUAUUAUGUGCUUGCAAUUCUAUUCGGAGGAUCUGUGAAUCGAAGUGUUCUGAGAGAUAAAUUCGGGAGAUCAAUUGGGAACACAAUGGUCGUUGCUGCUCUUUCAUGGCCCCAUCCAGCUGUUGUUACCGUCGGAGCAUUCCUUUCCACUUUUGGAGCAGCUCUGCAAUGUCUCUGCAGUGCGCCUCGUCUCUUACAAUCGAUCGCCAAGGAUGAUGUGAUCCCGAUUCUCGCUCCAUUCGCAAGAGUUACAAAAAAUAAUGAACCAUUCUUGGGAUUAGUUCUUACUGUAAUUAUUGCUGAAUGUGGAAUUCUUCUUGGAGCAGUCGACAAGAUUGCUGAAGUUUUGGAUUUCUUCUUCCUCAUGUGUUAUGCUUUUGUCAACUUGAUCGCUGUUCUUCACUCUCUUCUGAAGUCACCCAACUGGAGACCUCGAUUCAAAUAUUUCCAUUGGUCUUUGUCUCUUCUUGGAGCAGCUCUCUGUUUCUUCAUAAUGUUUGCAUCAAGUGUUCCCCUGGCCUGUAUCGCUUGCACUGCAACUGCUGCUAUCUAUAAAUAUGUCGAAUGGAAAGGAGCCAAAAAAGAAUGGGGAGACGGAAUGAGAGGAUUGGCUCUGUCAACUGCUCAAUACAGUCUGUUGAAAGUGGAGGAUAAGGAUCCGCAUCCAAAGAAUUGGAGACCACAAGUGUUGAUUCUUCUCACUAGUCAAUGGUCCAAGGAAAUGAUUGAUAGAAGAGCAGCUGGACGUGGAUUGGCUAUCGCUUGUGCAUUCUUGAAGGGAACUGUUGAUUCUCAGAAAGAUAAAAACAGAGCCAGAGAUGUGAAGACAACUCUUGUGAAGGAUAUGACGAGUGUUCGACUUCGUGGUUUUGCUAAAACAAUGUUCUACAACAACCAUCAAAUCAAUGGAACUAUUUCUGGAUUGUAUCAAUCUAUUGGAAUCGGAGGAUUGAGACCAAAUACGAUUCUUGUCAACUGGCCAAAUGAUAAAAAUGCUGAUGAACUAGUCUUGUUUGCUGAAGAGAUAAUUCAUGGAGCAGCUAACGACAACUGCCUUAUUGUGACCAAGGGAAUCACUGAUUUCCCAGAAUACUCAGAACGGUUGACUGGCUUCAUUGACAUCUGGUGGAUUGUUCAAGACGGUGGAAUUCUCAUGCUCAUCGCCUAUCUUCUUCGUCAACACAAAGUUUGGAAAGGCUGUACACUUCGUAUUUUUGCUGUCAGCGAACAGGAUUCGACUAAAUCGGAAGAUAUGAAAGCAGGACUUCAGAAAUACAUUUACAUGCUGAGAAUCGACGCGGAACUCUUUAUUGUUGAUCUUCUUGAUAUGGAAGUGUCGGAUGAAGUGGUUGAGAAAGCGGCAGAAGUUGAGAGAAAGCAAAAAGAACGUGAAGAGAUGAGAAGAAGUAAGAGUGGAUAUUUGAAUGACGGCUACAUGGAGGAUAACGGAAAACCACGUCCAGUUACAAUGAGACACAGUGAUUCGACAAGAAGUUUCACACCACAACCGCAUACCUCGAUUAACUUGGAUGAAUCUGCCGAGACUUCUUUCACCGAAAGUCUUUUCGAUGACUUCUAUCGUUCCGGAACACCAAAUGAAGAAAUGGAAGGAGCAAUGAAGCUCAACAUUCACAAAAUGAACACUUCCGUCCGUUUGAAUCGUGUGAUUCGUGAAAACUCUCCAGAUUCUCAACUCAUCUUGUUGAAUCUCCCAUCACCACCAAGAAAUCGACUUGCAUUCAAUAACUCCUAUAUGACUUAUCUCGACGUACUCACCGAAGACUUGCCACGUGUGUUGUUCAUCGGUGGAAGUGGACGUGAAGUGAUCACAAUCGACUCUUAA